GACAAGCUUUCCACAUCUCCUUUCAUGAGACAAUUUUUUUACAAUAUAGAUUAUAAUAAUAAGUACAGUGUCAGUGUGUUUGACUGAGCUACCACAAAAUUACCCAUAAUCUAUAACCAGACAACAAGUAAUCUCAGCUCACUAAUGCCAGUGAUUGAAUUAUUGAAAUCAAUGGAAAAAGCUUGCAAUUCCCAUUACCAUAAUCAAUCUCUCCUGCUUCUUCUUCCACUGUUCCUUUCAUUGCUUGUUGCAGGUCUGGCAUUCCCAACCCAAGAUGAGCAAUCCCAAAUCAUAUCGAGAUUCCAACAAUACCUUCAAAUCAACACAACCCAACCUUCCCCAGACUAUCAAAGCUCGACCCAGUUCCUUCUAUCCCAAGCCAAUUCCCUUUCUUUAGAAUCCCAAGUCAUAGAAUUCGUCAAAGGCAAACCAGUAAUUCUCCUCAAAUGGCCAGGCUCCGACCUUUCCCUUCCUUCUAUCCUCUUAAACUCUCACAUGGACGUGGUUCCAUUCGAACCUUCGAAAUGGACCCAUCCGCCUCUUGGGGCUUAUAUCGAUGAAGGAGGUAAUAUCUUUGGUAGAGGCUCACAAGAUAUGAAAAGCGUUGGGAUGCAAUACCUUGAGGCCAUUCGUAGGUUGAAGCUUUCUGGGUUUCAGCCAAAACGGUCUCUUUACUUAUCGUUUGUACCUGAUGAAGAGAUUGGUGGCUAUGAUGGUGCUAAGAAGCUAGCUUACUCUGAUGUUUUCAAGGAUAUGAAUGUUGAAAUAGUGCUCGAUGAAGGAUUACCUUCUACCGACGAGAAUUAUAGGCUAUUCUAUGCGGAGACGGCUCCAUGGUGGCUGGUGAUAAAGAGCAACGGUGCCCCUGGACAUGGGGCAAAGCUCUAUGACAAUAGUGCAAUGGAGAACCUUUUGAAGAGCAUUGAGAGCAUAAGGAGGUUCCGGGCUUCACAAUUCGAUUUGCUUAAGGCUGGUUUGAAGUCUAAAGGAGAUGUCAUUUCGGUUAACAUAGUCUUUCUCAAGGCUGGCACACCUUCUCCCACUGGUUUCGUCAUGAACUUGCAGCCAUCUGAAGCAGAAGCUGGUUUUGAUAUUCGAGUACCACCAACAGCUGACAUAGAAUCCUUGGAGAAACGGAUAGAAGAGGAAUGGGCACCUGCUUCAAGAAACAUGACAUUUGAGUUUAAGCAAAAGGCUACUCCACACGAUGAUCUUGGAAGGCCACUCAUAACUGCCACUGAUGGUUCUAAUCCAUGGUGGACUCUAAUAGAAGAAGCUAUCAAGAAAGCUAAUGGAAAGAUCGGGAAGCCGGAGAUUCUUACCGGUGCAACAGAUGCUCGCUAUUACCGGCAACUAGGCCUAACAGCUAUUGGCUUUUUACCAAUGACCAACACUCCUUUUUUGCUUCACGACCAUAAUGAGUUUCUAAACAAAGCGGAGUACUUUAAAGGAAUUAAUGUUUACGAGUCCAUUAUUAAAGCUUAUACAUCAUAUAUCCCACCUGGAAGAGAUGGAGUUUCGAGAGAUGAGUUGUAAGGAGCCAAAGAGGCAUGUCUUCACGUUCUUAGCUUCCCUUGCUUCCUUGUUUGUACCAUUUCACAGAGGAGGUUGAGAAUGUUCCUAGUAAUGUAUCAAUAAGGGAAGCACUUUCACCACUUAUCUAUGCUGAAGAGAGCUGACUCAUCAUGUAACUGCUUGGAUUAUCAGGUAAUUGAAUGAGCCUUAAUGUUAUGCGUUCAUGUUUCCUUCUUGUCAUAGUAUAUAAUUUUCCUGGUUCUGAAUUGUUGAAGUUCUGCUCGGUGGUUAAACAAUGUCUACAAUGAAAUGACAUUUAAUAAAUCGCUAGAUUACAAUCUUAGAA
Molecule: messenger RNA, 1861 nt
Organism: Gossypium arboreum
Lineage: Eukaryota; Viridiplantae; Streptophyta; Magnoliopsida; Malvales; Malvaceae
Exons: 5
Coding region: 145-1536 (463 amino acids)
Biological process (GO): amino acid metabolic process
Cellular component (GO): cytoplasm
Molecular function (GO): aminoacylase activity
Source: RefSeq, a predicted model, not a curated record